AACAACAUCUGCUCAUCCCUGAUCUGUGCUCGUCGAGGACAUGGACCCGCACAACAGGCAGCAGCUCAUCGAUGCCCUCCGCCGCCAGCCCGGCACUACGGCCGCCGUGGCCCAGCAUAUUCAGCAGCACGCGGCGUCCCAGCCCGUCCAAGUCCAGCUGCAGCCCGUCCCGGUGCAAGGCUCAGACUCCAAACCGUCCGAGUCGUAUCGGGAGUUUCGAAUCGUCAGCAUCGGCAGCACCGACGGCUUCGUCGACAGCAAGGACGCCGCGGGGGACCCGUCGUCUUUGAAUUACCACAUUAUGAGGAUCCAUGGCCCAAAAGUUCUCCUCUCGGAUCUGACUCCCCCCAUCAAGCUCGUUCGCCAAGUCCCCACGAACGCCGUCCAGGCCGCCCUCUUGAAGGAGGACGCAUCGCUCACCACCAUCUCCAACCCGGUCGUCCCCGUUCCCUCGUCGUCGUCUUCGUCGGGCCCACAAACCCUGGAGUCCAUGGUGAAGAUGGACCCAUCCAAGAUUGCUCCCUUUGGCAACGCGCAGCGCAACAAGCAGAACCUGUUCAAGAAGAAGACCAAGAGCUUCUUCUUCCCCCGCGAUCCCAAUGCCGUUGGCGACGACGACAAACUCAAACGCAAGGCCAAGGACCCCGAUCGCUUCCCUUGGCUCAUGACCGACUUUGACAAUGCCCCGCAGCACACCUUCACGGGCAACCUCGAGCCCAACCGCGCCAACUACGUUUUGUUCAUGCCCUCGGAGGAUGGAUCGUUUCAGUGCCUCCCUGCUUCAAAGUGGUACAAAUUCACUCCCAGGCUGCACUACCAGACGCUCACGAUCGAUGAAGCCGAAGAGAAGAUGUCCAAGAUCAAGCGCGGUCUGCGUUCGCAGGAUCUAUGGAUGAUGCGCAAGAAGAAGGAAAACGGGGAAGAUGAUGACGAAGUCGCCGUCAAGGACGAGUCCUCUGUCGAAAAAAGCAGCGCCGCCCCUAGCCGACCUGGUCCCAGCUACUACCAGGACGAGCGACGGAACCGUAGCCGGCGGCCACGAAACGACGAUGCAGAGGAGGAAAUCGACUUUGACGAAAUGAAGUCGGACGAUGAGGAUCUGAACUUUGGCAUCGAAGACGAGGAGGAAGCCAAAGAGGCAGCCAAGCGCCAAUAUGGCCGCGCAGCGAACCGUGCCUUCUUUGGGGAAGACGAUGAUGACGAAGACGAUGACGAGGAAGCCGGGCAGAGCCAAGAGCGGCUCGGACACGAGCGGAAACUCAAAAAAUACCUGCGCAAGAACGAGAAGAGCGACAUGUACGACUCGGACGACGAUCGCAACCCUUACGUCAGCGAGGAGGAUGACGACGAAGAUCAUAAGAGCGGCAACGAGUCGGAGGAGAAAGGCAAGAAGCCCGAAACCGCCUCGGUGUCUGCAUCCAAGGAUCCGGCAGCCCCGCGCAGGAAAAAAGAGCAAACGCCGGCCGACCUUUUGCGCAAGAAGAAGGACGGCGGAGGGUCGGGCGACUCGCCGAUUCCCACAUCGUCCAGCAGCCGCUCGCCCAAGCCCACGAGCAUGAUGGAGAGGAUGAGAGACUCCCCUCGAACACCACUUACGCCGCGAUCGGAGGAGGGCCGCGGGUCGGGCUCGGCGAGUCCGGCAGGGACAACCAUCCGUGCCAAGGUUUCGGCUCCAAGUGGCGGGGCGUCGCCCUUGCAAGGCGGCCCUGAUGCCAAACGAAAGCGCGAAGAUGACCGCAACGGAGAUACCAAGAAGACUAAAGGGUCGGAUGGAAAAUCACCUGGCCCGCCUCUCCCGCCGUCAACCGCCGAUGUCCUCCGCGAACAUCGCAAAGGAAGACUCGGGUCGCCCAUGAGCAGCCACGGAGCUGGCAGCACGACUCCGGGCGGCAGCAGCACCAGCACCAGCAACUACAAUGCAUACGCCCCCAAGGCAUCGUCACCGUUGGCCUCGCGUGGAGAAUCGACAGCCUCGCCACCGCGCAGCAUUUCGCCAAACCACCCGUCGUCGACAUCGCCGCGGUACUCCAACAGCCCUCCGCGGCCGAUCCCAUCGCAUGUGUCGCAGGGCUCGACGCCGUCGGGAUCGUCGCCGGGACGAUCCACACCCCGAGUCUCGGGUGAUCCAAACAGUCUGCUCGUGGACGCCGAUAUCAUUGAAUGUUACCAUCAGCGCGGCAACGUACCCUUGACGAUGAAGGAAAUCAUCUCGUUCAUUCGACCCAGGAUGUCGGGUCUCAACGCCGAGCGCAACAGGGCCAUUCUCAAAGACAUCAUCAAGCGCUUGCUCAUCACCAACAAGGAAACGAUGCAGUGGACUAUCCGGGAUGAAUACAAGCGCUCAUAGACCGGAGGCCUGCGAAUCGACGACGAGGAGUGCAGAGCGACGGCAACAGCACAGUCGGCCUGAUGCGAAUCGAGACUGCAGUGGCAACCGAUGAGCAAAUAUGGGAGGCUAAGCAAGAGGCGGGAGGCGGUAUUACAUCCUCGAGCUGCUCGCUCGGCUUGGACAUGAUCAUCCAAGACACGGUGGCAACCUGGGCAGUGAAUACACAAAUGUCCGUUCGUUUCA
Molecule: messenger RNA, 2572 nt
Organism: Polychytrium aggregatum
Lineage: Eukaryota; Fungi; Chytridiomycota; Chytridiomycetes; Polychytriales
Exons: 7
Coding region: 41-2347 (768 amino acids)
Biological process (GO): transcription initiation at RNA polymerase II promoter; positive regulation of transcription elongation by RNA polymerase II
Cellular component (GO): transcription factor TFIIF complex; nucleus
Molecular function (GO): RNA polymerase II general transcription initiation factor activity; TFIIF-class transcription factor complex binding; DNA binding
Source: RefSeq, a predicted model, not a curated record